This is a messenger RNA of Symbiodinium sp. CCMP2456, 765 nucleotides long. NCBI's taxonomy places the organism in Eukaryota, Dinophyceae, Suessiales, Symbiodiniaceae. The record is from the annotation of a GenBank genome assembly.
AUGGCUUCCAAAUUGGUUUUAGAUGGGUUUUGUGUCAGCCAGACAUUGGAUAAAAGAACGGAGAUCUCGGAGAUGCUGAGCGCCACCGAGGCGCAUGUCAGCUUCUCUCGAAUUCCAGCAGAAUUCGAGCCCUACUAUAUGGGCCUGGAAAGCAAGGAGAGACAUGCUUUGAUAGAUUUCGAAGAGUGCUCCGAUGAAUUAACACGGAUCUUUAGCGAUGCAGACACGAGACUCACGCGCCUUGGUGACAGCGUUUCCGUGGCUUUGAGGGAGAAGCUCGGGACCCGGAUAACCGGAAGAACCAACCUCAUGGUCCGGCAGAGCUUCUCCAACUCGGACGAGGAGGCAAAGUGUCAGCCGGUGGACCAUCCAGGCAGCAGCGAGCGGGAGAUGUUCAUGAGCCUGGUCAAGCGGCGGAGAGUCUGUGUGAUGCACUUUCUGGGGCCUCGCACUGGCAAGCUCAGACUGAUCUCCCGGCACGGAGGUCAGGAGGUUGAGAUCGAGGCCUCGCCCGGUAAGAUGGUCCUCUUUAUGACCGAGCGCUUCCAGUACAGCCACACAUGCGAAGGUAGAACAACAACCCUCCAAACUUGGUUGCUGGGCCAACGGCCAGAGUACUACAUGCAGAGCUUUGGAGGCGACCUUUCGGUCCUGGCGCCCAUCGCUGAGAAGGGGAUUGAUCCGCCGAAGGGUGAAGGUGUGGUGGUCACGGGCGUGGCAACUCAGAUUGGUGGCGACUCAAAGGACUGGUUGGGGUCUGGGUGA